Molecule: messenger RNA, 1500 nt
Organism: Echinococcus granulosus
Lineage: Eukaryota; Metazoa; Platyhelminthes; Cestoda; Cyclophyllidea; Taeniidae
Exons: 11
Coding region: 1-1500 (499 amino acids)
Biological process (GO): regulatory ncRNA-mediated heterochromatin formation
Cellular component (GO): nucleus
Molecular function (GO): siRNA binding
Source: RefSeq, a predicted model, not a curated record
AUGUGGCUUUUCCAUGCCUUUCCAGCUGAUCCAGUUGAGCUAAGAAAGCUCUCUGAUCUCUACCGUCAUGAUAAGUAUCCAAAUGCUCGCCCCAUCUUUCGAUCAAAUGGCGAGUUCAAUGUGGAGAUGGUUCCUGUCCCGAAGUACAUCCUUACUCAGCUGUGCGAGCUGUGUGAACCCCUCAAACUCGAACUAAUGUCUGCUCGGUUGAUCCAGCGGAUCCUCACUCUUCACUACAGAAUGACCUUCACGCGAGUGCCGCUUCCACCCUUUCCUGCACUUUCGUUGGAGAUUCUUCACUCGGAAGAUUUCUUCUCCUACACUGGGCCCCUUCUAAUAGUGGUUCAAGGUUGUAAUGAAAGUACUCUGGGUGUGUGGGAGCCCACUCAUCUAACGCAGGAGGGCAGUGAACCCCUCUCCCGAGGCCUCAAAACGGGCAGUCAGAUUGAAUUUGUGAAAUUGGCGCAUAGUCGAGGCUAUCGAGUUGCCUUCCUCAAUCUUAACUGUCUGGUAGCUGACACAUUGGUUCCAAAAGAAUAUUCCGUGCGUGCAGAUACUUGCUACUUGAACUGCGACAUCUUCCCCUCACGCGGAGCCUCUCAGCCCGACUCAGGGCCGUCUGAUCGGUUUUCUGCACUGGUGUACUUACAGCAAUCUCCUGCCUUCAUAUGUGAUGCGUCCGGCGUGACACUGGAGGAGAGAAUGGCCUGUGGAUGGGAGGCACUGCUGUCGCGUUGUCACUCCUCCAACAUUGUCGUGUGGGUGCACCGACGAGCCGAGGAGUCCUUCCUCUACCCUCUUUGUCCCAUCCCCCAAGGUCCCGGUCAACUACCUUGGUUGACGAAACCGAGAAAAUCUGAAUUGACGUCGAAUCCGAUGCUAGCCAGUACAGUGGUGUUCAACUAUCGAAUCCUUGUUCGAAGGCUCCUACCGUCGGAAUCAGCAGAGGUCAGCGACGAUGAUGGUAGCAGCGGUUUACCUCAUGAAUCGGUUGCCAUGACGCAUUCGCUGGGACAGCAGCAAUCUCCGGGCGGCGCCUCGUCCCCUUCUCAGGCGGACACGCAUAGACGCAAAAUCAUAGCCGCUUGGUGUGAUCGGGCCAGGACCUACUGGUUGAGCCUUCAGUCGAGGGUCAAGGCCGUAGCCUUCGUGGACCCCUGUCAAAUGUUCACGAAUUUCUCGCAGAGUGGUAUUGGCUGGGGCCUUUUCAACGCCGAGAUGGCACUGUCUACGCACUCUUCGCCACAGCAAGACAUUGCUCCAGUCAGGAAGUGGUUCGCACAGGCAAGACCCAACGCCAUUCAAUAUGUGCCGUCGAAUUUGAAAGUGGGAGAACCACUGCCCACUCAGCGUUUCCGACAGAGAAGUCUUCCCACGUUUUCAGCGGGCACCAAGGAGAACGACUUAAUUCACGCCUACGUGAUGACCGCUGUCUUAGAUUUCUUUGAUCGAAAGUUGCGCGAGGCUGCUACUGCCAGCACUUCACAGCCUUUGUGCUAA